Molecule: messenger RNA, 1373 nt
Organism: Ipomoea triloba (trilobed morning glory)
Lineage: Eukaryota; Viridiplantae; Streptophyta; Magnoliopsida; Solanales; Convolvulaceae
Product: B3 domain-containing protein REM20-like
Exons: 7
Coding region: 169-1074 (301 amino acids)
Molecular function (GO): DNA binding
Source: RefSeq, a predicted model, not a curated record
UGCAAGACUCUCGAGCAGUGGCUAUGGAUUUUAGUGUUUGAUUGGGUUGUACAUUGGUGUGCUUUUCAAUUAAAUCCAGUAAGUAUCCUACAUUGUUACACCAUCAAGAGCUCCCCAGUCAGAGAAGACAAAGACUCCAGAAAGCAGAGCAGAGGUUUGGAGGCUGCAAUGGAUGGACCAAACAAGAAAACUAAAGGUUUUUUCAAGUUCUUCAACCCUGAAACCUCCUCACAGAAAAUGGAAAUGCCCCCAGAAGUUUCAGCUUACAUGAGAGGUAAACUGCCGAGGACAGUAUUUCUGAGAGACAGGUACAAGAACAUGUGGGAAGUGAAGGUAGGAAGCAGUGGAAAUGACUUGUUUUUUGAAGAAGGUUGGGAAAAGUUCAUCAAGGACAAUUGUGUGGAACUAGGGGAUUUCUUAGUUUUUGACUACAUCGAUACCAAGUCUCUGUUUGACUUCAAACUGUUGGGGCAUCCCUGCUGUGAUGAGAAGUUAGGUGUUGGGCGUCCGAACUUUCUGGUCAAGGAGGAAGUAGAAUGGGACCCAAGCAAUGACAGUAUUAUCAAUGAGAAUAACAUGUCAGAAGAUGAAUAUGAAUUUGCGGAGGUGGAGGUGAAAGAAGAAGAAGAAGAUGAUGAUGAUGAUGGUGAUGGUGAAUGUAGAAUAGAAGCUGCUCUUAGAAGAAACCACCAUAAGCGAAAUGCGUUUGACUACACUGGGGCUAGUAUUUUCAAGUCAGGGCUCUAUCCACAACCCAUAAAUCCUUACUUUGUGACAAAAACCAGAAAAGGGAGGAAAAAUGAGCUGCACAUUCCUGAAUAUGUAAUACGCGAUUUCAACCUCAAGCUGCCAUCAACGAUGAUCCUUCGUGACCCCAAGGGAAAAGAUUGGGAAGCAAAGGUCAAACCAUGGAAAGAUGGGCGAGUAGUAUUUGCAGGAGGGUGGAAAGAGCUAUGCAAAUGGAACCUAAUUCAGGAAGAAGACAGUUGCAUUUGCGAAUUUGUGGCCGAGGAAAGAGAAAUGGGAAGAAAGGAGCUUCUGCUGCAGAUACAAGUUGUUCAUGGACCUCAUUAGGCCUAAUGUGUGUUUUCAGAUCGGCAACUACAAUGAUGGUGGUGAGGACGAGGAGAGAGAGAGUAGCGGCUUUCUCUGGGUUUGAAUGAGUCAACAAUGAAACAAGUCAUCAAAUUAUUUGUAUUUAAAUUCCACGUCAGCAUUAUGGAGGAAGGGUUACCGGAUGGAAAGGAGAAAAACUCGAAGAAAAUGCUAAGCUAACAUAAUUUUUAAAGUAAUGUGGUAAAUUAGAUCUUAUUUUAGAACAAGGUGUUAGUUGAGCACUUGUUAAUAGUAGAUGUAGCUAUUUGACACUUCUG